This is a messenger RNA of Oncorhynchus mykiss (rainbow trout), 2125 nucleotides long. Its product is annotated as protein mono-ADP-ribosyltransferase PARP12. The record is from RefSeq and is a predicted model, not a curated record. Gene Ontology annotation, cellular component: nucleus. Gene Ontology annotation, molecular function: NAD+ poly-ADP-ribosyltransferase activity. NCBI's taxonomy places the organism in Eukaryota, Metazoa, Chordata, Actinopteri, Salmoniformes, Salmonidae.
CUGUAAGUUUCAUUUAGUCAGAAAUGUUUUUGUCGCAUGCUGGUCACCUGUUUUGUAGUUAACGGAGAGCAACGUUCUACUUCAGAUUUGACAGUAUAUGUACAGUUUUGCGAGGGCCAACAGUCAGGCGUCCUACGGUGACGGACAUGGAUACAACAGCUCUGAUCUACAAGGUCCUCUGUGCCCAUAAUGGGUCCUUUGAGCUGGGAGAAUUGCGUGCCAACAUUAGCACGAUGGAAGAUGACCUGGAAAGUGUUUUAGGGAAUCAGGAGAUGUUUACCACGGCUGUCUCGAAGGGAAACAAACUGAUAGUUGCCAAGACGAAGAUGAGGUUAUGCAGAGCUAAUAGAUGUAGUGGCUGCAGCAAUUUACACCUGUGUAAGCUUUAUCUGUAUGGAACAUGUCCAUCCAAUGAGAGACAAGGAUGCCGUCUCUGCCAUGAGCUGACGUCAGAGCACAACAUCAGAGUCCUGAGAGAGCAUUACCUGGAGGAACUGGACAGGAAGGAGCUGUGUACAUUACUGCUGCAGAAUGACAACGCCCUUUUACCUCCAGUUUGCUUCACAUACAACAAAGGUAGUGGAGAGUACGGUUACUGUCCUGACAAAGGGAGCUGCAGAAGACUCCACGUCUGUGAGCGCUACAUUACAGGAACCUGUGCUGCAGACGUGGACUGUGGCAGGUCUCACGACUUCUACGAGCCCCACCCACUCAACACCCUGCAGCAGAGGGGAGUACCUAAUGAACUGGUGGCAUCCAUGUUGUCCACCUACCGCAACAUCCAGGCAAUCGGGCAUACUAAUGAUGCUAGUAACACACUUUGCAAAAAAGACUCUGAUGACUGCCUGCUGAAAUCCAAAGCUUUACCCAGUCACUGGGAUAAAUCUUCAGUACCUGAAACUGGAUUCAAGAGGGUUGCUCUGCAGAGUUCCUCAGCUGAGCACAAGAAUAUUCUGGAUCUUUUCCACCAAACUAUGACUGGCUUCAGUGUGAAGACUAUUGAGAGGGUGCAAAAUCGGAUCCUGUGGGAGGUCUUUUCGUGGCAAGGAGAUGUGAUGAGAAAGGCAAAUGCAGGGAAAGGGAAUGAGAGGCAGCUCUUCCAUGGAACAGACUCUAAACACGUGGAUGCUAUAUGCCUGCAGAACAUAGCCUGGAGGAUGGGUGGAACACAAGGAACGCCCUAUGGGCAAGGAAGCUACUUUUCUAAGGAUGCCAAGUUCUCCCACAGCUACACCAGCCAGUCAGGAGUCAGGUCCAUGUUUGUUUGUCGUGUGCUGGUGGGAAACUACACACAAGGACACUCCAGCUACCUCUGCCCCCCCUCAAAAGAUGGAAGUCACACCAUCUCCUAUGACAGCUGUGUGGAUGAUAUCUACAACCCCUCUGUAUUUGUGGUGGUCGGGAAGCAUCAGGUUUACCCAGAGUACCUUAUUCAGUACAGGGAAGGGUCCAGGCCUGGGACCUAUGUUCCACCACCUAACUUUGUUCAAAACCAGAGCCACCACAACAUGCACUGGACAUCUAUUCCAGUCAUGCUACGCUCACCAGCCACCCCUGUGCUGCCCAACAAUGCAAGGUUCAGAUCUCCUUGCCCAACAGGACAGAGAACCCCCAGACCUACCUUGACACAUGCUUCUGCACAGUUUGGCUCCCUGAACUCCGUGACACAUCCAUUGUUUCAGUCAGGUCUGAUGACUUAUGUCUCUCCUCCACCACCCUGGGUCGGCUCUAUGACCUCCAUACCACACACACCUCCAUCAAGGACAAGAAGAUCACAGUUUACUAAAAUGAAAGCAAAAAGUAAAUCUAUGGCAUCACUAGAUAAUCUAUAAGUCUUGGUAGUCAAUUUUUUCUUUUGAAAUUUAGGAGGAAAUUACCUUUUUAUGUAUAAAUAAAUUGUAUUUAUGAAAUGUGUCCUUUUUAGGUGUUGGUAGAGCAUGGCGCAUGUAAUGCCAGGGUAGUGGUUUUUAUUCCCUGGACCACCCAUAUGUAAAGUGAAUGCACGCAUGUCUGUAAAUCACUCUGGAUAAGAGUCUGAUAAAUGGCAUAUAUCAUGUGUUGACAAAAUAAUCAGAAUUGGGCUGUCUGUGUUAAUGCAGUCAUGGUAGUUUCUGAAUGCACAACU